GUUACAUUCUCUGCUCUUCCCAUUCAUACCAACCACCAUGAAUUACCUACGCUUAUAAAUGUCGUAGUCAUAAGUCAUAACUAACACAACAUGGCUUUAGCUAUUCUGUAUAUUCACUAAUCAUACAACAUUUUUUCUUUGUGCAGUAAGAACUUGCAGUUACUAGAUCAGUAACGUGGCCAUCUUUUGUAGAACUCUAUUUAAAUCCUCUCAUUGCCACCGAAAUAAACUAAUAUUCACAAAGCAUCUACCUUUCAAAAAGAAAGAACAGAAGAACUUUCGAGGGAAAGAGAGAGAGAGAUAAAGAAGAAGGGCAGACAUAUAGAGAGCAUUAGGAUAUUGAUUUGUUCUCAUAUUCUGGUUUUUCUUGGAUAUUGAAGAAUGCAAAAUUUUCACAAUUGUGUACCUUUCUAUGUCUCUGCAUACUACCUUAUUCUUCUACCAUUAGUUGGCUGUUCAUUCCACGAAGACAUGAAUCAUUUCAGCAGUCACAAGAGCAAUAUUACAGAUAACUUUCACAAGCUAAGUCCUCAGAUGACAUCUGAUAUCACAAUUCAUGGGAUUCUCCUAUGGGCUUCACUGGGGUUCUUAUUUCCUGUUGGGAUACUUAUUAUCAGAAUGUCUAGCAGAGAGGAACCUGGUUCUGCACGGUUCAAAGCUUUUUUCUAUGUCCAUGUCAUUUUGCAGAUACUCUCAGUGCUUCUUGCCACAGCCGGAGCUGUCAUGUCAAUAAAAAAAUUCGAGAAUUCAUUUGAUAACAGCCACCAAAGACUAGGUCUAGCACUUUAUGUUGUCAUAUGGGUGCAAGUCUUUAUUGGAUUUUUCAGGCCUAAAAGGGGGAAGAAAGAAAGGGGUAUGUGGUAUAUCUUGCAUUGGAUACUUGGGACAAUAAUUUCUCUGGUGGGGAUCAUCAACGUUUACACAGGCUUAAAUGCAUACAAUAGGAAAACAUCAAGGAGCACAACCCUUUGGACUAUACUUUUCACAGCUGAGGUCUCUUUUAUUGCUUUCUUUUACCUCUUUCAAGACAAAUGGGAGUAUAUGCAAAAGCAAGGUGUCACUUUAGGUGAUUUGCCGAUCGCACUUUCUAAUCAAGAAAUUCCUGAAAGGUUCAACCAAAAGGAGAUGUUGCCUGAACCAUGUAGCAAGCGCAAUGCACUUAUGAAUUUGUUUGACUAACAAGGGGUUCUUUAUAAUAUCUUUUUUUUUUUGCUAUAAUUUUUCUUUUGGGUUUCUCAUUUGCGCUUUGUUUUUGAUGCAUGCACUUUAUACACGUGGAAGGUAACUUUACAAAAGAUUACACUAAUGGAGUGCAUGCAUCAAAAAGUGGAGUACGGAUUGUGAAUCCAAUUAUGUCUAAGGAUUUUUCAUUUUUAUGUGUAAGUACAUAUAUAUGUAUAUUGUAGCUAUAUGUUUGAUAUUAUGGGAUUAGUAAAUUUGGUGGUUUUUUUUU
Quercus robur (English oak) is the source of this 1453-nucleotide messenger RNA. RefSeq names its product cytochrome b561 domain-containing protein At4g18260. The record is from RefSeq and is a predicted model, not a curated record. Gene Ontology annotation, molecular function: transmembrane monodehydroascorbate reductase activity. Bases 382 to 1179 code for a protein of 265 amino acids. The transcript has 4 exons. Lineage: Eukaryota; Viridiplantae; Streptophyta; Magnoliopsida; Fagales; Fagaceae.